UCUUAUGAGAGAGGCUAUGACUAUGCCUUAAUUAUUUAUUUUCACAUACCUGUUCGCAAUAUUGGUUGGAAACUUGUUGAUUUUUCAAAAUGAGUUCUUGUUCGUGUGUUGGAAUAAAAAGGGACUCUUGUAGCUGUGCUAUCCUGAGCAAUACAUAUCUUCGAGAAGCUAGAAAUUCUAAUAUUAUAUUUGUACCGAAUAAACGAAAUCUCGAGUAUCCUUUUGAGAGAAAGAAACCGAGUAUGUUUAAUAAGAUUUUAGAAGAUGUGUAUGAUAUGUGUGUCGCCUACAAUAUAAGGCACUGUGCAUUUACUCCUCGAUACAGCAAAGAGAGGAAUGUGAAACAUGCCCUUAAGGAUUGUAUUCUGCUAUUGUGCUUCCUUGUCGCAAAUACUGUGGUUUUUCUAACAUUGCUUACAAGAACAGUCUAUCACACGUCGGGAAUCAUAUUAAAUUUAUUUAACUGGAUACUAAGGACUCUCUCUAAAAAUUUAAAAGUGUACCUCAAAAAUGAAAAAGCUGGAAAAGAUUGGAUGUCGUCUUUGUGUUCUGAACAAUUAAAUAUUGUGGAAAAUUCUAGAAAAAUAGAAAAUUAUGCAACAUGAUGAAUUCAUACUACGCACUUGUAGUUGAUUGGUGUGCUGCUUCUUUUUUCUAGCUGCAAGUAUGACUGGCAUGCCGCAUGAUCGCUUAGUUUUAAUUUUAUAAGUUAUUGCAUUUCAUACUUGCGGUACC
Colias croceus (clouded yellow) is the source of this 735-nucleotide messenger RNA. RefSeq lists its product as uncharacterized. The transcript has 3 exons. NCBI's taxonomy places the organism in Eukaryota, Metazoa, Arthropoda, Insecta, Lepidoptera, Pieridae. The coding region runs from base 90 to 605 and encodes 171 amino acids. The record is from RefSeq and is a predicted model, not a curated record.